GGAGUAAAAGCACACUUCUCUUGCUGCAAAAGACCUACACGUAGAAAUGUUGUGAUGCGUAAAUCAAACUUUUCCAUUAUUAUUUCUCUCUCUCGACUCCCUCAUUCUCACUGCACGCACGUUGGUUUGCAUUUGGGAGAUAGGCAGUAUUCUUCAUCUUUUUACUCUACUACUCUACUACUUCUGAAAGCAUCAGGAACAAGUCUGCUAAACUUGGUUUGUCUUUCUGAAAUCUUGAAACUUUCUCACCACCUUAGUUUCCUUAAUCCAGAGAACUCAGAAUACAUCAUCAAAACAAUGUCUGGUGUAACCUUAGCUGUGGCUCCUGGGAGUGGACCAGAUAAAGUCUCGAUGCCAUCCUUAAAUCCCGAAACCAACCCCUUUCUAUCAAGUAAUGAACAACAGACUGUCACCACUGGAAUGAUGGGCUCAUUACGCGUCAUAGAACUCCAACUAGUAGCCUUCAUUAUGGUCUUCUCUAUCAGUGGACUAGUCCCGCUCCUCGACCUUAUCUUCCCUGCCUUUGCCUCUGCAUACAUCAUUGCCCUCUCACGCUUCGCCUUCCCUUCUUAUAGCAAUAACCGAUCUCACUCAACGGAGAUAUUCCAGGGAAGUAGUCUUUUUCGGCUUUAUGUAGUUUUGGGGACCACAAUUGGGUUAUUCUUACCCCUUGCAUACGUCUUAGGAGGGUUUGCAAGGGGAGACGAUCAUGCGCUGAGGUCAGCUACGCCUCAUUUGUUCUUGCUCUCAUUCCAAAUACUCACCGAGAACAUAAUAAGCGGGCUUUCCUUGUUUUCCCCUCCAGUGAGGGCAUUGGUUCCCUUGUUGUACACAGUUCGGAGGAUUUUUGUUAUACUAGAUUGGAUGCAGGAUGUUUGGAUUACUAAGACCUUGCAAGUCGAUGCUCCUUCCAAGGAUGUUGCGUGGUUUUGGUUUGGGAGGAGCUUGGCAGUUGCUAAUCUAGUGUACUUCUCCAUCAACCUCUUGUGCUUCUUGAUCCCACGUUUCCUUCCGCGGGCAUUCGAGAGGUACUUCAGUGAAAGAGACGAGAUCCACAUGAAGAUAGGAGAGGAUAAGCGCCGGACUGCUGCAAACAUGUCUCAGCCUUCAGAUAAGAAGUCUGACUGAUUUUACAAUCAUUCAUGCUUUUGUCUUAACUUUAAUGUUGUGAAUUCAACCUCCUUUCUCCCAUUUUCCCCUUGAUAGAUUGUGAUUUGCAAAGGUCUUGUUGAUCAUCCGAUCAAGCAAUCGUUGGAAAAAUGUAACAUUAUUCAGUGUAAGGUUAGGACAAUUCUAAUGAGCAAGUGUAGGAUAAAUAAUUUCAGCUUCAAAAAACAGGACAGGGUUGUUUCAAAUGAUUCAAGUUUCUGAAUUAUUCACUUGAAUGUUCACUA
Molecule: messenger RNA, 1394 nt
Organism: Chenopodium quinoa (quinoa)
Lineage: Eukaryota; Viridiplantae; Streptophyta; Magnoliopsida; Caryophyllales; Amaranthaceae
Exons: 3
Coding region: 55-1128 (357 amino acids)
Source: RefSeq, a predicted model, not a curated record